AUGGGGGUUAGGAACACGCUGUACCGUUUGAAACGGACGUUCACCGGGUCGGUCCCCACGCAAGAUCAGAGUGAGGACUGGCUCCCCACAAACGGUGACGCCGGCGCAGACGCAGACGAGGACGAGACGUAUCGGCUGCCGCUGGACCUCGAAGGGUACUCUGUGACGACGAAGAACCGGUUGCUAGAUACAGAUAUCGCUAACGAGUUGCGGGCGCUGAUGCCGCCGCGAAUCCAGUUGUACACCCGCUGGGGGCUCGUUUACUCCCUCGAACAACACGGAGCGUCGCUACACUCACUGUACGCGUGUCUCAAGGAUGCAAGGGACAAAGUGCCCAAGGGUAAACGAUGCGGGUACGUUCUCGUGAUCCGAGAUAGAUUGCAAAGUGUGUUUGGUGGUACUGCAAUGAACCUUGGCUCCCCACGGAACAUCGCACGUACAGGGGAACGUGAGUGUUUCCUGUGGAGCGUACAGAGAGUGCAGCCGAAGGUACUACGUGGUCAAGAACACAACAUGGAGGGAGGGAUGGGCUGGCAGUUCCGUGGGUUCCCCUUCACCGGGGAGAACGAGUUCGCGAUGUACUGCACGUCGCAAUUCCUCUCGAUGGGCGCUGGAGACGGGCUCUACGGGCUCUGGUGCGACGACGCACUGUUCCACGGCGUCUCCUACCGCUGCGACACGUACGGGAACGACCCGCUCAGUGCAGAGGGCGAGAAGUUCCACAUCACUGGCCUUGAAGUCUGGCAGGUCGGCUGUUGCCCGGAUUUCUGA
Messenger RNA from Huiozyma naganishii CBS 8797, 771 nucleotides. RefSeq names its product Oxr1p (gene OXR1). The coding region runs from base 1 to 771 and encodes 256 amino acids. The record is from RefSeq and is a predicted model, not a curated record. Gene Ontology annotation, cellular component: nucleus. Gene Ontology annotation, biological process: response to oxidative stress. The transcript has a single exon. NCBI's taxonomy places the organism in Eukaryota, Fungi, Ascomycota, Saccharomycetes, Saccharomycetales, Saccharomycetaceae.